GGCAGUCAAUUUAGACAGAAAUGGGUCGGGCCAUGUGCAACCGCAAUCGCAGCUGCUGCAACCCCCUACACCCUACGGGCUGAAACACACCAAACGCGUUUCUAAAAACGCCGGGCAAACCAGCCUGCUGUGCCUGUAGCUGUUUUGUCCGCCGCACUUUACCAAGAUGUUUUUGAAGCGUCUGCGGUUUUAAAAACGCGUUUGGUGUGUUUCAGCCUGAGUGCCCUCAGUACAUCGAGCUGCCUGUUUUGUUUUUAAAGUUACAGAAUUCUCACGCUGAAGCGCUCAAAAGGCACUAAAGAAUGCGAAGUCAGGUGUGAACACGGCCUUUUGCUGUUGGCAGGUGCUUACAGAUCUAAAGGUUAGGCUAGACUACGUCUUUCUGAAUGAAUUUGUAUUUUUGCUCAGCAUUCGUUUGCACUUGGCUGUUGUCUACUGUCGAUGCUGCUGAUUGGCUGCUUGCUGGCAUGCCCUUCCUUUUGGCAGUGUCCCAACAUAUAUUAGAUGCCAGAUGAACAAGCAAACCCCAAUUGGGCUUGAAUACAGUCAAAGACAGAAGCAUCUUCAUUGCCAAUAUUGCUUCAUUGCAUUUGUCACGUCGGUCCCUGGAUCAGAAUUAUAGUUUACCUGCCCCUUGACAGUUUGCGCCUUGACACCUUGCAGGUCUCUACUUUUACCAACAAAAUCUCUUCUCGGACUUAUGGAAAAGACAGGGGGAAAGCAGUCUAACAGGUUAUUCCUCAUGAGUAUGAGACAUUUCAGAAAGACAUGGGUGAGGUUUCUGCUCCUCUCAGGCGUGUCCCUCUGCCUUGUGCUGUUCGCACCCACCCUUCACAAACGCCUCGUUGGGAUUAAGGACUGUCAGACUCUUCCUUCUGCGCUGUCUAGUGCCACAAAUAUCUCCAGACGUCCCCCCACACACUGCUCGUGCAAAGGGGCCUUACUGAAGGAUUUCUUCAAGAACGACAACGAUACUGUCAGGAGACGACAGGAAGAGUACAGAAAGCAUAAGGCCAGAACAUCAUCCAGUCUCGACCUGCUUCUUGUGGCUCCUGCCAAUUCGCCACUUCAAUACCCCAUACAGGGAUUUACUGUUGUGCCUCUCCAGAGGACUCUGAUACCUGGUCUAGGUGUCUAUGCCCCACACAGGGACAUAUAUAAGGUGUCACUAGUGGCCUCCCGAGGCCUGCUGUCUGUGGAGGAGCCGGGCACGGAUGGGCUGGUGGAGGGAGACGGAGGCAACCAGCUCAACAUCACCGCCCUCAGUGCCUCUGGCCUCAAUGCCCUUCUGGGCAGAGUGCACUACACCAGCACGGUGUACCGCCUCAGAACGGGCGACCUGGUGCAUUUCCUGUUUGAGAAACACAAUGUCACCUUUCCUGUAGACAUCUGGCAACCCUCCGUGCCCAUCAUAUUUGAUCUAGGGGAAGAUAUAAACUCACAGGUGACCAUCACCACCAAGACCUUCCUGAGGUACUUCGAGCUGAACACCAUGAUCUCCAGCAUCCGCCAGUACUAUAAGACCAUGAAGAUAAUCAUCGCUGAUGACAGCUUUGACCCCAUCAAAGUGAAUGGCUCUGACAUUGAACAGUACUUCAUGCCUCCCGGACAGGGAUGGUUUGCAGGAAGGACACUGGCUGUGUCUCAGGUCACCACUAAGUACUUCCUCUGGGUGGACGAUGACUUCUACUUCACAGAGAAAACCCAGAUAGAGAAGCUGGUGGAGGUCAUGGAGAGCAUGCCCGAGCUGGACAUGGUGAGUGCUGGAGUAGGGCGGAGCGGGUUCAGUUACCGGAUGACAUACGAGGAAGGGCAGGAAGAUGAGGGGGGCUGCCUGCUCCGGUUCCGUGGACCCUACAAGGAGACGGUGCCUGGUUUCCCUCAGUGUUCCCUCAGCAACGUGGUCAUCAACUUCUUCCUUGCACGGACGGACUCGGUGCGGAAGGUGCUAUUUGAUCCCCGGCUCAAGAGGGCAGCCCACUCACAGUUCUUUGUGGAUGCUGUUGGGAAACUACUGAUAGCGUCAUGCAACCACAUCACCGUUGACCAUCAGAGCAAGAGGCCAGGGAACGAACAAUACCAUUCCUUCAGGAAGCAGAGUGAAAACCAUCAGAACUAUCUCCUGUACUUCUUUAAGAACCACUUCAGCUGCAUUAACCUAAAAGCUGACUAGCUGGUAGUUCACAGGAUUUUUAAACAAGACAACUUGACAGCCACGAUGGCUGUCGAAUCUGAAGUGGAUCUGUGCCAGGGAUGUGUCGACAGAUAUGAGGUUAUGGGAAUUCAAUCAUGUUUCAUUUUGGAUUGUACAUAAUUGUGUUUGUUUUUUUCAUAACAGCAUACUGAGAUCUUGUGUUCAGACCGUUCAUCUUCAUUUUUGUUCUCACUUUCUAAAUCUACUAGAAUUUCUUCACAAUUCUCAACCAGUCUAACCAUAUUAGCCUUACUAGUACAUUUUAAGGUCACCAGGACCCAGACAGGGCAAAAUAGAGAGCUUAACAAAUGUAUUUUCAUUUUAUUUAUAUUUAACUUCAUUGAAUACUGUUUUAAUCUCUCCCCCCCCCCAUUUGAAAAGAUGAUGACAAAAAUGAACCAUUUUCAAAAGAAAACACUUAGUUUUCAAGCAUGUGAGUCCAAACAUCGGAAGAACAAUGGCCGUGUCAAGCUCGGGAAGCUGGUUGGUUUUUAAAUAAAUCAGAACAUUUCCUGAGAGUCCUUGAGUUGCUUUCAGGGUUACCAGUUCUCAACAAUAAGCACUCC
Messenger RNA from Clupea harengus (Atlantic herring), 2760 nucleotides. Its product is annotated as beta-1,4 N-acetylgalactosaminyltransferase 1-like. The record is from RefSeq and is a predicted model, not a curated record. Gene Ontology annotation, molecular function: acetylgalactosaminyltransferase activity. Lineage: Eukaryota; Metazoa; Chordata; Actinopteri; Clupeiformes; Clupeidae. Gene Ontology annotation, biological process: UDP-N-acetylgalactosamine metabolic process; UDP-N-acetylglucosamine metabolic process.